AUGGCCGAAGAACCAACUCUCCCCAAGCUCCCCACUGUCUCGUGGGAUUCCGAGACACAAACUUUCACCAAUACGCGGAAACGCGCACGCGAUCGAGUAUCUGUGCCACCAUCCUUCAACAACUCAAGUGACCCGGCCGUAUUCUCCAGUGACGACGACCCACACGUAGACAAUUACACCCAGGGAAAACGUAGAAAAAGGCGUUACGUGGGUUCUUGGUUCCAGCAACAUCUCGAGUCUUCCGAUUCAUCGUUCUCCGAACCUAUACGACCCCAACCGAAGACGAAGAAGAGAACCUUCGAGCGUCAAUUUGAUAGUGGAGUAUGGAUGGGAAGCGACAGUUCUAUGGAGGUGGAAGAGGAAGAAGAGGCCAUGCAGAUUGAGGCGCCUGCGGAAUCUAGGCUCCCUCAAUUGAGACAUGCUCGUCCUAUGGCGCCCGUCUCCCCUCGCGAAUCGGCCAUUCGAAAAGCAAUCCAAACCGCCAUUGAUCAGGGGAACCCGGCCAUCGAUCUGUCCUCCUGUAAUAUCGAACAUAUUCCCAAUGGCACUAUAUCCCAACUUUCCGAAUUCGCCUAUAUCCCUGUGGUGGCCGAAGAUGUUCCAUUUCAACAAGAAGAACCCCGUCUGCAAAUUUACCUGGCAAAAAAUCCACUCCUUCGUGCCCCAGGAGCUCUCUUUAACCUGGAAUAUCUAACUGUUCUUAGUCUUCGAAACACACAGAUUACUGAGCUUCCGCCUAGCAUUGGAAAUUUGCGCAACCUCGAAACACUGAAUGUGUCUCUUACACGCCUGCGGUAUUUGCCCGGGGAGUUGUUGGGCUUGAUGAGAUUCCCGUGCAGGCUUCACACUUUGAAUAUACAUCCUAACCCUUUUUAUGUUCCUGAUCACCAGCCUAAGGUCGAACUUGAUGAUCAGCCUCGGGAUCCGACUCGCCAAGAUUCCCUGCUCCUCGCGGAGGUACCGCAAAUCGACGGCUCGACCGUGCUAUUUUGGCUCGACAAACAGGGCGGAAUUGAAGACGGAGCCGAACGCUCGACCCCUAGCAAAACAAACGCUAUCCACGGAUGGAGUGUUUCUGCGCUUGCACGAUCGCGAGUUCAGUUUAAGGAUGGCCGAGGAGUCGUCGUCUCCAAGUUCCGGCUCCCCUCGUCGAGUUCGGGCCUCAGCGUGCAAACCGAGGAUCUAUCUCUACUGCCGACACUCUCGCACUCGACGCGCAAUCCUGCCGCUCCCAGUAGCAACAACAGUCGCGUGCUGUCGUUGUUCGAGCUUUCCCUCCAGUCUUGUUCAAGGACCACACUUUUCGAUGACGUGGCAUUUUACACGCCUCCGAACUCACCUCCACACUUGGCAAAGGUUCUCAACCAAAUUGCGUUGCAGCGCGAGGAAAAUGCCAACUACGGCGACAUGCCCUGCUCCGUGUGUAAGCGACGGGUGAUGGUACCAACGGUCGAAUGGAUUGAAUGGUGGGAGAUCUCGAAGAUAGACUCGCUUGUGAGGUUUGACAUAGACAGCCCGCACACGAUUCCGAGCGAAGAGAGGGCGGUGCCUUUUUUACGACAGGGCUGUUCCUGGGCGUGUCUGCCAAGUCCGAUGAAGUUCGGGCAGAGCUUGCGAGGAACGUUGAGGCGGAGUGUUGCGGGACCGGAGGCAGAUAUUUGACAGAUGGUUAUUCACGGACGAUGCGGACGAUAAGUCGCGCCCUCGAUACUCGGAUGAUAUAUCCCCUUAGUGCUAGUCUCGCAUUCACAGUACUUCUUGUCUUGUCGAGUCGGUGGUGUUAUUUAUUCCAAAUUAAGCCGCGGUGUCUAGGCGUGUGUGGGAAGCUCUUCCUAUAGAAUCGAUGUCCAGUGACCCUAAGCGCAUUCAGACUCGUUUGGAUCAUAAACUCGCAUAGGCUAUGGUGACUACCUAUGCUGUGGACUGGCUGGUAGGGUACUUGUACACGGUAAAUCCGGGAACGGCCUGACACAGAAGCCCUAGAUUUAGGUACCUAGGUACUUACCUAC
Messenger RNA from Durotheca rogersii, 2009 nucleotides. RefSeq lists its product as uncharacterized. Lineage: Eukaryota; Fungi; Ascomycota; Sordariomycetes; Xylariales; Xylariaceae. The coding region runs from base 1 to 1662 and encodes 553 amino acids. The transcript is spliced from 2 exons. The record is from RefSeq and is a predicted model, not a curated record.